This is a messenger RNA of Corapipo altera (White-ruffed manakin), 3080 nucleotides long. It is a transcript of the gene RGS14, whose product is annotated as regulator of G protein signaling 14. Lineage: Eukaryota; Metazoa; Chordata; Aves; Passeriformes; Pipridae. Gene Ontology annotation, biological process: signal transduction; regulation of G protein-coupled receptor signaling pathway. The record is from RefSeq and is a predicted model, not a curated record. The transcript is spliced from 15 exons. Gene Ontology annotation, molecular function: microtubule binding; GTPase activator activity; G-protein alpha-subunit binding. Bases 1 to 1749 code for a protein of 582 amino acids.
AUGCAGGGCAAGAGCAAACUCCUGGUGGUCCACAACGGGCGCAUGGGCCCGGCUGUGUCGGAUGGAGAGUUAAAUGCCUCCAGGGCCCGUGGCAGCAACCACAGUGUGAACAGCCUCCCAGCACCAGCCACCUGUGGCUCCACACAGGGGUCUGUGGUCAGCUGGGCCGAAUCCUUCGAGACGCUGCUGCAGGACCAUGUGGCUGUCACCUACUUCACUGAGUUCCUCAAGAAGGAGUUCAGCGCUGAAAACGUCUACUUCUGGCAGGCAUGUGAGCGCUUCCAGCAGAUCCCAGCCAGUGACACGCAGAAGCUGGCCCAGGAGGCACGGCGGAUCUACGAUGAGUUCCUCUCCAGCCACUCAGUCAGUCCUGUGAACAUUGACAAACAGGCCUGGAUUGGGGAGGACAUGCUGGCCACCCCCUCCCCAGACAUGUUUCGCAUCCAGCAGCUCCAGAUCUUUAACCUGAUGAAGUUUGACAGCUACACACGCUUUGUGAAAUCCCCGCUCUACCAGGCCUGCCUGCGGGCAGAGAGCCAAGGUCAGCCCCUGCCUGACCUGCGGCCCCACUCCCGCAGCAGCAGCCCCCCUCCUGACCUCAGCAAGAAGUCGAAGCUGAAGCCGGGCAAAUCCUUGCCACUGGGUGUGGAGACAGCGGGCAGUGGUGCCAACCACAGCCCCCGCCGGUCCUUCAGGAGGGCAGAGCGGCGGGAGCCCUCCUGGGCAGAGGGGGGAGAAGGCGGCAGGAGCGCCAUGAUGUGGCGGGAAUCCCAGGGCUCACUCAACUCCUCAGCCAGCCUGGACCUGGGCUUCCUCUCCUCGGCCAGCACAGCCACCAGCCCCUGGACAGAGGGCCAACGGAAGAGCCUGGGGGGCAGCGAGGCAGAGCUGCCAGCCAGGCCCAUGAAGUACUGCUGUGUGUACCUGCCCGAUGGCACGGCCUCGCUGGCCUCUGUCCGGCCUGGCCACUCCAUCCGCGACAUGCUGGCGGGGAUAUGUGAGAAGCGUGGCUUUAGCCUCCCUGACAUCAAGGUCUACCUGGUGGGGAAUGAGCAGAAAGCACUGGUGCUGGAUCAGGAGUGCUCCGUGUUGGCAGACCAGGAGGUGAAGCUGGAGAACAGGAUAAGCUUUGACCUGGAAAUCUCCUCCCUCAAUAAGACCAUCCGCAUCACAGCGAAGUCAACCAAGCGCAUCAGGGAAGCGCUGCAGCCCGUGCUGGGGAAGUACGGUGUGAGGAUGGAGCAGGCGCUGCUGCGGCGGCAAGGCGAGCUGGCUGCCCUGGACCUGGAGAAGCUGGUCAGCACAGUGUCUGCUCAGAAACUCGUCCUGGAAACGCCAGCAGACAUGCGAGUGAUGGAGAGCACAGAGGCUGCAGCUGCCCCUUCUCCGCUCCGAAGUGAGGAGGGAAGCCCAACAGGAGCAGAGCCUGACACGCGGUGGGAGAUGCCCUCCUCCUUCUCCCGGCCACGGUCUUCAGCCACCAUGAACCUCAACCGCCGCACGUAUGACCUGGAAGGGCUGGUGGAGCUACUGAACCGUGCCCAGAGCUGCCGGGCCAACGACCAGCGUGGGCUGCUCUCCAAGGAGGACCUGGUCCUGCCUGACUUCCUCCAGCUGCCUGUGCAGGAUGACAGUGCCUGUGAAGGAUCAAAUCAACCCUGUGCUGCCCACCCAGGCUCUGAGGGAAGCAGCCAUCCCCAGCCUGCAGAGCCUGCACUGGCUCAGCCUUCAUUCGACCACAAGUUCUGACGAGUCCUGCUGCACAUCCCCACCUGAUGUGUGGUAUCCCCAGGCCAUGCCAGGGUUCAACAUGGGGUCUGACCAGCCCCUGCCCUGCACCGCCGACACUGCCUGGACCACAGAUUCAUCCACGUCCUGUCCCAAACUGUUGUGUCGUGUCGCUGUGAGUGGCUGAGCAGCUGCCAUGCCCCUCCGUGGGGUCGCAUCCUGCACGUCAAGGGAGUCCUGUACAUAGUUUGAACCCCUGUUGCAAAGCACUUUGCAACAUCUUGUGCAUGCCUGGCACUAUCCUGCCCAGUGCCUCUGCCUGUGGCAGAGCUGCCUGCCCAGCACAUCCUGCCUGUGCCGGGCUGCCACAGCCCCACUCACCAUUUGGGUGGGGAAAGCACCCUUCCAGCUGAAGGGUGUGUAGGAUAGAGAGGGUGAGUGGGGUUUCAAGGCAGGCUCCAGCCCUGAACUCUGGUUCAGAGGCAGGCAGGGUCAGGAUGACAUAUGCCUGGAGCUGAGAGUCAGAUCCAGUCCCUGGCCCUGUGGAAACAGGGCUGUCCCAUUCAUGCGUGGGUCCACCCUUCUGGGGGAGGGUGAGCAUGGCCCUGCCAGCCUGUGCCCUGGGCAGGUCGAUACUGUCUGCGUUGCCUGAGUGUGGCCUGAUCCUGCCACAGUAGCUCUGCACAUGGUUCCUGCCCUGGGCAGACAGAGGCAGAGCCAGAAGAUUGUGCCAAAAAAGCCUCGCUCCUCCCUUCCAGAGACCCUAUGUGGGUGGCUGCUGAAGUGACCUACAGGAGCAAAUCCCCUUAGACCCCUUACCCCAUCCCAGCUGGGGCUGAGGGUGCUCAGCCUCAGGGACAGGUCUGCCUGAUGCCUGAGGAAUGCAGCACCCCUGGGUGCUGAGCACCUCAGCCUGGUGUGCAGGUGACCAGCAUGUGCCCAUCCUGUCAUUCUUGCCAACAGCUGUGCUGGGCUGUAGCUUUGAGCCCGGCUCUGCCAGUCCUGCAGAUCCCCAUGCUCAGCAGCCUGGUGUCCCCAGUGAUCUCAGACACAGUCUGCAAUAGAGACAACCCCCCAACAGCAGCCAGGAGAUCCCCCCAGCAUCUGUGUGUGCCAGGGCCCUUCCUGGCUGUGCCUUCGGUAACCGCUCCAUCACCACUGUCUGGCCAGAGGCAGAGGGGUGGCCCAGGGCUCCCAGGUUUGCCCAGGGAUGGGGGCAAGGCCACCGAACCCCAUGGUGCCACAGCCAGCUGUGGUCCCACAGCCCCAGUCAGAGCCCCUCUGUGUCCCCAUGGUGCUGCUUACUUCUGUCUGUGGUGUGAAACCAGGGGAAAUAAAGAGCAUUGCCUGGA